AUGUCUCUCCAGUUUUCUCCACAGGCACCCUGGAGGAACAACAACAUCAGUUUUCUGAGCAGAGAGGCAGCUGUAACAGAGCAAGGAGAGACUAUCAUAGGUUUCUACCUACUGACUUUAGGUUGGCUGUCUUGGUUUGGAAACAGCAUUGUGAUUUUUGUCCUGUAUAAACAAAGACAUCUGCUACAGCCCACUGACUAUCUCACAUUUAACUUGGCAGUAUCAGAUGCUAGCAUCUCUGUGUUUGGUUAUUCACGUGGGAUCAUUGAAAUCUUCAAUGUCUUCAGAGAUGAUGGAUUCAUUAUCACAUCGAUAUGGACUUGCCAGAUUGAUGGCUUCCUGACGCUUCUCUUUGGUCUGGCUAGCAUUAAUACCCUUACAGUAAUUAGUGUGACUCGCUACAUCAAGGGCUGCCAUCCUGAGAGAGGUCACUGCAUCAGCAACAGCAGUAUGAUGGUGUCUCUGGUUCUCAUUUGGAUAGCAGCUUUCUUCUGGUCAGCGGCUCCUUUACUCGGCUGGGGCAGUUAUACAGAUCGUAUGUAUGGCACAUGUGAGAUAGACUGGGCAAAAGCCAACUUCUCUACAAUCUACAAGUCCUACAUUGUCUCCAUUUUUAUCUGCUGCUUUUUCCUACCUGUCUCUGUCAUGGUCUUCUCCUAUGUGUCUAUUAUCAAUACUGUCAAGCUAAGCCAUGCAUUAACAGGACUGGGUGAUCCCACAGACAGACAGAGGAGAAUAGAGCAGGAUGUCACCAGGGUUUCUAUCGUCAUUUGCACAGCCUUCAUUAUUGCAUGGUCUCCAUAUGCUGUCAUCUCUAUAUGGUCUGCCUAUGGUCAUCCUGUGCCUAAUCUUACCAGCAUCCUUGCCAGUUUAUUUGCUAAGUCUGCCAGCUUUUACAAUCCCAUUAUCUACUUUGGAAUGAGCUCCAAAUUUCGAAGGGACAUUUUCAUUUUGUUCCAUUGUGCCAAGGAAAUCAAGGACCCUGUGAAGCUCAAACGUUUCAAGAAGCUCAAGCAAAAACAACAGGAGCCCUCUCAGAAAGAAGAAAAGUAUGCAGGAGAAGUAUAUCCCUCACCAAGCCCUGAUUCUGGAGUAGGAAGUCCAACCAACAGUCCACUUCCAGCAAACCGGGAAGAGUAUUUUGGUAUUCUUGAUACACCAUCUAAUAACCCUGAUAUUGAAUGUGAUAGACUGUAA
Colius striatus (speckled mousebird) is the source of this 1197-nucleotide messenger RNA. Its product is annotated as opsin-5-like. Gene Ontology annotation, cellular component: membrane. The record is from RefSeq and is a predicted model, not a curated record. Gene Ontology annotation, molecular function: G protein-coupled receptor activity. Lineage: Eukaryota; Metazoa; Chordata; Aves; Coliiformes; Coliidae. The transcript has 6 exons. Gene Ontology annotation, biological process: G protein-coupled receptor signaling pathway. Bases 1 to 1197 code for a protein of 398 amino acids.